This is a messenger RNA of Cercospora beticola, 1857 nucleotides long. RefSeq lists its product as uncharacterized. The record is from RefSeq and is a predicted model, not a curated record. NCBI's taxonomy places the organism in Eukaryota, Fungi, Ascomycota, Dothideomycetes, Mycosphaerellales, Mycosphaerellaceae.
AUGUCCAGACCAACGACUGCCCACGAAAACAUGAUGGAAACGCAAGACAGAACAUUCCUGUCCUCUCUACGGCAUUCAACACAUGCAUAUGCGCCUGGAGCGCCGCAGCCCCAAGACGUUGAGCCAACGCCAGCACAACUUGAAGCCGGCCUUCAAGUACAGGAACCAUGUCCAGCUACAGUGGCGCCCAGCGGACAUCUCCACCGACACAGAUCGAGGUCUUCUCGACCACAGAGGGCAGAUCGCGGGCAUUCCGACUUCUCGAUAGCAUCUUCUGGUGUCUCGAUCGCGGAAGUCCCUUCGCCAGACGAGAUUCUCGCCAAAAUUGAGAGCCACGGUCUAGGAACGUAUCGCUACAUCAUCACCGGCGUGACUCGAGGCCAGGAACAUUCUGGCGGCGCCGAAGGUCGACCAGCAGACUCAAUCGGUGCAAAAUUUGGAAUCGAGCGUUUGGACUGCGCGGACGACCACAUCGCUGCGAAAGAGCAGCUCCAACAACUCGCGGACGAAUAUCCAAUGCCCGAGCCCCGACAUGGCGAGACACACAACCAGAUCCGCUAUCGUCACUUUGCCGUCUAUCAAAGGCUCUUCGCGACCGUCAUCGCAAUCAACAUGAUCCUUAUCAUUGCUUUCGCGGUGGUGGCUGGAGUCAAGGGCCAGCAGAAGAUUUUCACCUACGCCGAUGCAUUGACAGCAGUAUCCGCCAAUAUCCUGGGAGCUCAAAUGAUGAGGCAAGAACAUUGCAUCAACAUGCUGUUCCGCAGCGUGCUCAGUCUUCCGCACUCCUGGUCGGUCCAGGUCAGAAGACACGCAGCCAAGAUCUAUUGCCAUGGAGGCGUGCAUUCUGCUUGCGGAGUAUCCUCGAUGGGAUGGUACAUCUUCUUCGCCGUCCUGGUGCAAAACUGGCCAGCAAGCAACGCAGCGUACAAGUAUAUCGUCUUGGCCACCUCUGUCAUCAUUCUUCUGAUGUUCGGCGUCCUCACGAUCGGCUCCAUUCCGUGGUUCAGAGCACGCUUCCAUAACCAGUGGGAGCUCAUGCAUCGAUAUUCCGGAUGGACAACAGUCGCAUUUUUCUGGGUUCAACUGUUCUGCAUCAGUGCAUCGGAUGCCGCCACGGAGUCCCAGAACCUCGGCAUACUUCUCGUCAAGACUCCAUCAUUCUGGAUGUUGAUCGCCACGACACUCCUGCUCAUCUACCCCUGGCUCUUCCUCCGCAAGGUUACCUUUGUAGCGGAAAAGCUCUCCACGCACGCCACCCAGCUCCACUUCAACACCAACAAAGUCCUUCCGACCUGCGCAGGUAUCGCCCUGUCCGGCGCACCCCUUGUCGAAAACCACAAAUUCGCCACAAUCCCAGAGCCAGAUAAUCAACCCGGUUUCUCCGUCCUCGUGGCCAACAACGGCGACUGGACCAAGAAGCUCGUCGACAAUCCGCCUCAAUACCUCUGGACCCGCGGCGUGCCAGCCCUCGGUGUAGCACGCAUCGCCAAGGUCUUCCGACGUAUCGUCCUCGUCGCAACAGGCAGCGGAAUCGGCCCCUGUCUUUCCUUCAUCAACGUCCAUCCCGAGUGGGCAAUGCGAAUCGUAUGGUCUGCCCGUCUUCCUCUAGAGGGCUACGGAAAGUCCAACAUUCAGAACAUCCUCCGAGCUGACAAAGACGCCAUUAUCAUCGAUACAAAGAAGACCAGCUACAAAGAGGAAGACAUGCCAAGUUUGGUCAAGGUGACCUACGCGGCCUACCAGGAUUUCGACGCUGAGGCCGUGAUUGUAAUCAGCAAUCCGGCCGUCACGCAUGAGAUUGUUUACAACUUGGAAAAGAGAAAGGUUCCGGCUUACGGAGCGAUUUGGGAUUCUUGA